Molecule: messenger RNA, 7359 nt
Organism: Dermochelys coriacea (leatherback sea turtle)
Lineage: Eukaryota; Metazoa; Chordata; Testudines; Dermochelyidae
Gene: LZTR1
Product: leucine zipper like transcription regulator 1
Exons: 22
Coding region: 129-2654 (841 amino acids)
Cellular component (GO): Golgi apparatus
Molecular function (GO): protein binding
Source: RefSeq, a predicted model, not a curated record
AGACACCGCGUCCUCAGCGCGGGGCACGCCGGGAGUUGUAGUUCCCUGACGGCGCGGGGCACGCCGGGAGUUAUUGGCCUCAGGGGGCCGUGGUUCCGCUGUCCCGCCCAGCGCCCGGUCCCCUGCGCAUGUGCCUGGGCUGCGGCGGGGCCAGUCCUGUCCGUACGAGCUGGGUCAUGGCGGCAGCCGGAGCCCCGUCGGGCGGAGGGGCCGGGAGCUCCAAGGUGGCGCCCAGCGUGGAUUUCGAUCAUAGCUGCUCCGACAGCGUGGAGUACCUGACCCUCAACUUCGGGCCCUUCGAGACGGUGCAUCGGUGGCGCCGCUUGCCGCCCUGUGACGAGUUCGUAGGGGCCAGGCGCAGCAAACACACCGUGGUUGCCUAUCGGGAUGCCAUCUACGUGUUUGGUGGUGACAAUGGAAAAACAAUGUUGAAUGACCUAUUGAGAUUUGACGUAAAGGAUUGCUCUUGGUGCAGGGCUUUUACCACAGGGACCCCUCCAGCACCCCGGUAUCACCAUUCAGCGGUAGUCUAUGGGAGCAGCAUGUUUGUGUUUGGUGGCUACACUGGAGAUAUAUAUUCCAAUUCCAAUUUGAAGAAUAAAAAUGAUCUUUUUGAGUACAAGUUUGCAACUGGCCAGUGGACAGAGUGGAAGACUGAAGGAAGAUUGCCAGUUGCAAGGUCAGCUCAUGGUGCAACAGUGUAUAGUGAAAAACUGUGGAUCUUCGCAGGAUAUGAUGGAAAUGCACGGUUAAAUGAUAUGUGGACGAUUGGCCUACAGGACAGAGAGCUAACAUGCUGGGAAGAGAUUGAACAGAGUGGUGAGAUCCCUCCUUCAUGCUGUAAUUUUCCUGUGGCUGUUUGCAAAGACAAGAUGUUUGUGUUUUCUGGCCAGAGUGGAGCAAAGAUCACCAAUAAUCUCUUUCAGUUUGAAUUCAAGGAGAAAAUUUGGACACGAAUUCCUACUGAACACUUACUUCGGGGCUCCCCUCCUCCUCCACAGCGAAGAUACGGUCACACCAUGGUUGCCUUUGAUCGCCACCUCUAUGUGUUUGGUGGUGCUGCAGAUAACACAUUGCCAAAUGAACUUCACUGCUAUGAUGUGGACUCUCAAACCUGGGAAGUUAUCCAGCCUAGUCCAGAUAGUGAGGUGGCCCAUCCAGAAGUUGCUGAGAGAGUAGCUGCCCCAGAAGACGCUCCUUCCUUCUCAGAAGAACGUGGUUUAAAAAAAUCUCGAGAUGUAUUUGGUUUAGAUUUCGGCAUAACAACAGUUAAACAACAGCCCACAGCAGACUCUGAGCUGCCAAGUGGGAGACUCUUCCAUGCUGCAGCUGUCAUCUCAGACGCCAUGUACAUCUUUGGUGGGACAGUGGACAAUAACAUUAGAAGUGGAGAAAUGUACAGAUUCCAGUUUUCUUGUUACCCAAAAUGCACUUUACAUGAAGAUUAUGGAAGACUGUGGGAAAACAGGCAGUUCAGCGACUUGGAGUUUGUUCUGGGAGAGAAGGAAGACCGAGUCCGGGGACAUGCAGCCAUUGUCACAGCUCGCUGUAAGUGGCUAAGGAAGAAAAUUAUGCAGGCAAAGGAGAGAUUGAAACAGAAAUCAAAGCAAGAGAUUGAAGAAGAGGGACAAGCACUGUCCCAGAACGAGGGGAUUUGUGGCAAUGUCAAGCUGUGCUGCCUGCAACCCCUGCUGGAAGUGACAAUCCGAGAAGCUGACGCUCAGCCCUUUGAGGUGCUCAUGCAGUUCCUGUACACGGAUAAAAUAAAAUACCCACGCAAAGGUCAUGUGCAGGAUGUACUACUUAUCAUGGACGUGUACAAACUAGCCCUGAAUUUCAAGCUCUCGCGACUGGAACAGCUCUGCCUCCAGUAUAUUGAAGCAUCUGUAGAUCUACAGAAUGUGCUCAUUGUGUGUGAAAAUGCUAACAAGCUUCAACUGGAUCAACUAAAGGAACACUGCCUGAACUUUGUGGUUAAAGAGUCACAUUUUAAUCAGGUAAUAAUGAUGAAGGAAUUUGAGCAUCUUUCCUCAUCCCUGAUAGUGGAGAUAGUACGAAGAAAACAGCAGCCUCCUGUUCGAACACAUUCCGAUCAGCCUCUGGAUAUUGGAACAUCUUUGAUUCAGGAUAUGAAAGCUUAUCUAGAAGGAGCUGGGAUCGAGUUUUGUGAUAUCAUCCUCCUGUUAGAUGGCCAUCCAAGACCAGCACAUAAGGCAAUUCUGGCAGCCCGCUCCAGUUACUUUGAAGCCAUGUUCCGUUCCUUCAUGCCAGAAGAUGGACAAGUAAAUAUUUCUAUAGGUGAAAUGGUUCCCAGUAAACAAGCAUUUGAGUCUAUGCUGAGAUACAUUUACUAUGGUGAAGUGAACAUGCCUCCUGAAGAUUCCCUCUACCUCUUCUCUGCCCCUUAUUAUUAUGGUUUCUACAACAACAGACUUCAAGCAUACUGCAAGCAGAACCUGGAAAUGAAUGUUACAGUGGAAAAUGUGCUCCAGAUUUUAGAGGCAGCUGACAAGACACAGGCUCUGGACAUGAAGAAGCAUUGCCUACAUAUCAUUGUUCACCAAUUCAUCAAGUGUUAUGCAGUUGUUGCUCAGUUUCAAGGAGGGUCAACAGAAGACUUCAGCCUAGCUGCUAGAAGUUGGAAGAUUAUAUAGCCUGUCUUUGAAUUGUCUGCAAAGCUUCAGAUGGGGUUUUACAGAAGCUUGCUAAAUCCAUAGGGUACUUGAUCUUGUAUCUGAUGCUGGUUGCUGUCAGGAUCUGCUUUAUGCCAUUGAAUGCAGUUCUCUUUUUGUUAAGCUCAGUUGAGAAGACAGGUAAAAGAGAAAUGUGAUGGCCUUUCUGCAUAAGGGUUUUAGCUUUUCUGGCAGCAUUCAUUGACAUUACUUUAUCAUUGAACAUCAGCAGUUUGAAGAUGUUGGGUCUGGGCUUGUCAGAGUUCUGCCUUCUAGCACCAGGCAUUUGAUGAACCCUUUCAAUAUCUAAUAGGGGCAGCUGGGGUCCAAUUUAAAUAUGUCAGAAAGCAGCUUCUCGAGAAAGUUGAUAAUAUCCUUCUCCUCUAGACCUUCAUCAAUGCCCAAGAGGCAAGAUUGGCUCUUUGAGAUCUGUUUUCAAAGUUGUUUUUCUUUUAGUUUGUCUAGUCUAAGUUUGUAUAGUUAAUGUAUUUUCUUCUUUAAUUUCACUGGUUUCAAUGGCAGUCUUUUAUAGCUCAUUUUCCAAGUGAGCCAUUUGGGAUUUUACAUGAAUAUCGUUGAACAUUGAAUCCAGUCUGUGGGGAAUUCUUUCAGAGCUGUGAUACGCUGGGUGAGGCUCUGCUGUGGCCUUGAGAUCUCCACCUUCAGAAGUUGAGGUGAUUCAGGCUUAGCGCUUUUGUUGCCUCUCAUUUUUUCAUUGGAAUCCAUAGUCAACUGUUUGAAGUUUAUCUAGGGGAUUAAUUUAAAACUUUUAUGACAUAAACUUAUUGUCAAUUUGCUAGGAAAGUAAUUAUGAGAGAGAUAAUAGGUCUGGGACUAGGCAGCCAUCUUCCUCAUGGGUCUGCUUUGUCCCAUUCAGUUGGUUUGUACUGUUGUUAUAAUUGCAGUAGCACCCAGAGACCAGAUGAGAGUAGGACCCCAUUGGGCUGGGCACUGGUGAAGCCACAUUUGGAGUAUUGUGUCCAGUUUUGCCCCCCCCCCCACUACAGAAAGGAUGUGGACAAAUUGGAGAGAGUGCAGCGGAGGGCAACGAAAAUGAUUAGAGGGCUGGGGCACAUGACUUAUGAGGAGAGUCUGAGGGAACUUGACUUAUUUAGUCUGCAGAAAAGAAGAGUGAGAGGGGAUUUGAUAGCAGCCUUCAACUACCUGAAGUAGGGUUCCAAAGAGGAUGGAGUGAGGCUGUUCUCAGUAGUGGCAGAUGACAGAACAAGGAGCAAUGGUCUCAAGUUGCAGUGGGGAAAGUCUAGGUUGGAUAUUAGGAAAAACUAUUUCACUAGGAGAGUGGUGGAAACUCCAUCCUUAGAGGUUUUUAAGGCCCAGCUUGACAAAGCCCUGGCUGGGAUGAUUUAGUUGGCAUUAGUCCUGCUUUGAGCAGGAGGUUGGACUAGAUGACCUCCUGAGGUCUUUUCCAACCCUAAUCUUCUAUGAUUCUAUGACAUUGUGAGUGCCCAAAGGUCCCUUCAGCAGCCACUCCCUGUCUUCUCCUGCUAUCUUGAAACUCUGGUUGUCCCUGCCCUGGUGUCUGUUCCUCAUUUUGUCAUGGCUGUGUUAGGGAAAGGACUUGUGCAGGGGAAGUGUGUGUGUGUGUGUGUGGGAUGGGGUUGGUGUCUGCAAAAUUCUGGACUGCAGGAAUGAUGUGGGGAGGGGUAACCCUGGCUGAGUCUUAUCUCCCCAUCUCCCAACUGUAGCUUUUGUGUCUUCUCCAAGCAGCUUUCCUCCCAGAUGUACAGAGGACAUUGGUCUCACUGGAUGAUGAUCUCCUAGCAACAGGCAGAGGCCAGGUGUUGAUGCUGAUUCUUUUAGGACACGCCCCUUUGAUAUCACUGACCAUGAGGCACUGAAGAUGACUAUACAGACCUCUGGGUAGCUGAUGGUGUGAUUGGUUCUCUCUCCAAGGUCUCAGAGGCUGGUACCUUAAGAGCCAUUUCAUGCUGUGCACUGCACAGUGCUCAUGGCUCUUGUGCAGCUUUGAGGGAGUUGGUAAAGCAGUCUGGGCUGCAAUGCUGCCAGCAUACCAGUUCUUUCAGCUCUGUGUCUUUACAGCAGAUCUGGAGCAGUAGUCUCCAUUUUCCUAUUGUCUGGCCCAAGAGUGGGCUCGGGAAAGCUAGAUGGUUGAGUCUCAGUCUGGACAAGACAGAGCUAUUGAUAGGUGGAUGGGCAGAGAUGAUCUAUGUAACCGUCUCUUAGUACCACCCCAAUGGUACUAAAACUCAUUAUUCCUCCCUUUUUGGGCUCAGUGACUCACCGUUGGGGCUCAGUCUUUCUGUCAUAAAGCUGAGGGCUGCAGAUCAGUCUCAAGCCCUCUGUAAAAGAGACAAAAAUGGCACCUUCCUUCCAGAGAUGCCAAAGCCAUGAAAAAAAUGCAGAAAUUGGGCUUGUUUUUGGCUUAAUUGGCUUGUGAGUUGCUUGUUGGCUAGUUUCUGGCUUGUUGCUUGUUUGGCUUGUAGCUUGUUGCUUCUUUUUUUUGAUAGGCUCCCGGCAAACAGGCGGGGGGGGAGAGAGUCAGGAGUGCACAGCGGGACCACCACAGGCCCAGACUGCACACAAGGGGGAUCUAGUCCCAUAGAGUGUUGGGGUUCUUAGAGAUUGGCUUGUUUUGGCCUUGUUUUGAAAUGGGAUUAGCUCGAUUUUUGGCUUUUUCUGAAAUUCGGGGUGCUUAUUUACCGCAUGAAAGUUGGCAACUGUGCUUCCUUCUUCAGGGAGCAACUCUGAGCUGCUUCUCCUCCAGCUGCUAUAACCUUCCCCCUGAAGCCAGCACUUCCCCUUUCUGGGCUCAGCCAUGAACAGAUUCUUCAGGGCCUGUAGGUGCUUUCCACAGGUUGUUCCAUCAGGGUCUUGCUGCAGUCCCCCAGGUAGUUUGUCUCUCCAGUGUUGAUGGGGCAGGCAGUCUCCAUUCCAUUUCCAUAGAACUCUGCCUGCUGCUGGCUAUGGGAGAUACACAGGGUCUAUGCACACACCUCUUCAAGGUUACUCGGCCCAUUCUCAGAGACCUGUUGAAUCCUUGGCUGCUUCUGGAGUAACAGGAAGCAGCAGAAGCUAUUUUCAUCUUCCCUCAGUGAGGAAAUGGCUUCCUUUGCUCCUGGAGGUGGAUUUUGCCACAGCUGUCCAUUCUUUGUCAUGUUGAAAUGUACAGGGCUUGGGCUACUCUUGAAGAUCACUCAAAGAUCACUUCAUUUAAGGCAGAAUGUGCGGGCUGCUCACAUGGAGCAUAUUCCACUUGCUGCCAGUUUGGUCCAGAUGCAAUUGAAGAUGUUGAUUUGGAUUUAUAAAGCCUAUAUGUUUUAGUCCUAACUCCUGUAUACAUCGACUGUUUCUUCAUGCACCACCCUGACAUCUGAGAUCAGCUGAGAGGCUCUCUAACAAGCCCCAGAUUUGAACAUUAGUAAAGGGGGCAGAAUGUUCUCACAGCUGGGGUAGGGGAAUAAUCUGUGUGCAAGUUUCUUGUUUUGCUCAGGACUGUGACAGUGCUUUGAAUGAUUUCUGUUGACUUUUUGUUAAUUUUGUUGUGCUCUAAUAUAUAUAACGUGGAUUGUGGUGGUGCCUAAAGCUGAAGAUAGAUGCAGUUUACACAUUUUAAAACAUGUGCAUGUAUCAAACCAGGAAACCAGUGAAUGUGCCAGAGUCAAUGUGGCAGUGAGGGUCAGGAAUCUGCUUUUCCCCUUCCGGGUCUGACACCUGAAUGUUAUCUCUCCUUUCUGUCUCUCCUUUAUCAUUCCCAUCCAAGCUCUUGCUAAGUCUUGGUGCUUCUUCCUUUAUAGUAUCUCCAGAAUCCAUCCUUUCUUCUCCAUCUCUCCUGUCCAAACCUUUCCUGGGUGAUCUCCCAACCAGAUUAUUGCUGCCUCCUUCCUGUGGCCUACGUGACUCUGACUCCUCUCCAGUCUGUAUAUCGUAUAGGUGCCACACAUCUGUCUCUGCUGGUGCUCACCCCACAUCUCAACCCCUCUGCAUUCUCUUCUACCUUAGACUCAAGUCCUCGUCUUCAAGCCAAUAACCAGCUCUGCCCUUGUGUUCCUUUUGUCUCUUGUUUCCUGCACUCCCCACAUGCUCUGCAAUUUACACAUCCCUUUGCAUUCUUCCUCCACCUCCCUGCGGUGUCCCAUUGUGCCUCAAUGACUAAAAUGUCCUCCCUCAUUGCACUCACUGCAUAAUCGCCCUUCAGAUCUUACCUUACAGACCACUCCUGUCUGCAGUCCCCCAGCGGACACACAAUCCCAUGCCAACUAAUUAAGUCCCUCCUCUCAGUGUCACUGUGUCAGGUUGGAUUGAACCUAGGUUCUGCUUCUGCAAUGCAUGAUGUGUAAGUGGACUGUGGCACCUGCACCAGUCCUGGGGAAGCCAUUGGGGCUCCAUGCAAGUGCAGCAGACUACCACAUCUUGUACACUACAGGAUUGGGACCCUGAACUGUAUGUUUCUCAGGGCAGGGACCUUGUGUGUGUUCUGUUGUUACAGCACCAUUCACACUUCUUGUGCUAUCCAGAAGUUUUAAACUGAUCAGAUGAUGCUAUUCAGUGGAUCUCUGAAGGCCAUUCCAGCAAUAGCUGUGUGUUUUCUCUUAUGAUCAGUGUAUACUUUUUCUUUCAAGAUGUAGUCAUUACAUCAUGUCCGGAUUAAAGUACAACCCUUUCCGUCAUAGAAAUGACAACCCUAAUAAACAUUAUUUGGGAUCAA